Molecule: messenger RNA, 1462 nt
Organism: Xenopus laevis (African clawed frog)
Lineage: Eukaryota; Metazoa; Chordata; Amphibia; Anura; Pipidae
Gene: atp6v0c.S
Product: ATPase, H+ transporting, lysosomal 16kDa, V0 subunit c S homeolog
Exons: 3
Coding region: 219-689 (156 amino acids)
Biological process (GO): proton transmembrane transport
Cellular component (GO): lysosomal membrane; synaptic vesicle membrane; vacuolar membrane
Molecular function (GO): proton-transporting ATPase activity, rotational mechanism; proton transmembrane transporter activity
Source: RefSeq, a predicted model, not a curated record
CCGGCAGCCAUUUUGUGCUGCGGCGAAGUAUUUAGAGCAGAGAGCGCUGGUUAGGCUUUUUCAGUGUGAACGCCGCAGCUGAACUGUUUGGAGUGUCCUGUCAUUCCUGCUUCCCCUCCUCCUUCCUGUAGUGUCCUGUGCACUCUCUCUCGCUCUUUUCCUCCCCCGAGGCCGCUGCUUUUAUUUUAUUUCUCCCGGACACCUCGUCAGCCGUCACCAUGUCUGCAGAGACCGGCAGCGCGCCCGAGUACUCCGCCUUCUUCGCUGUCAUGGGGGCUUCGUCUGCCAUGGUUUUUAGCGCCUUAGGAGCUGCCUAUGGGACAGCAAAAAGCGGUACAGGUAUUGCUGCAAUGUCUGUCAUGAGGCCCGAGUUGAUUAUGAAGUCUAUCAUUCCUGUUGUCAUGGCUGGUAUCAUUGCUAUCUAUGGGCUUGUAGUAGCAGUCCUUAUUGCAAACUCCCUGACACAAACUAUCACGCUAUACAAGAGCUUCCUUCAGUUGGGUGCAGGCCUCAGUGUAGGUCUGAGUGGUCUAGCUGCUGGCUUUGCCAUUGGUAUUGUGGGAGAUGCCGGAGUGCGGGGUACAGCACAGCAACCUCGACUAUUCGUGGGAAUGAUCCUGAUCCUCAUUUUCGCAGAAGUCUUGGGUCUGUACGGCCUUAUUGUGGCGCUUAUCCUGUCUACAAAAUGAAGAAUUCCACCUCUUCCCAGUUCGCCUGUUAUACAAAAGUCAACACUUGCAAAUAAUGGUUUUAUCUCAUGUGUACAGUCAUCCUACACCCGCUACCCCCAACUCAAUAUUUUCUCCCCCCACUUCACCUGCGCAGUUGUAAGUUAGUGACUGUUGUGUGUAAUCCUUUAGCUAUUCAUCAACUGGACUUCAGGGCAUUGCCAAGUCCUGGCAGCCGGGCUUGUGGGAGGGAAGCGGCCAUCACUUCCUCAACCCUCACCUGACUCCUCCUCCUUCCUCUGCGUGCAGUGGUUUUUUUGUUUUUUUAUUCCCAUUCCAUCCGAUUUGUUUCCGAACAAGUUUCAUGUAUAAAUAUGAUCCCAAUGUCAUUUCUCAUUUACACUUAAUGUUUUAUUUAUAUAAAAAUUCUUGUUCAUACUACAAAAAAAACCGAGCCAGCUUUUUCCUCCCUUCUGUAACCUAUCCCGGUCUCUUUGCUGCGUAUAUAUUUAAUCUUUAGCUGUAUCUGUGUGGGAUUUCCUUGUAAGUGCUGAGAAUUCCCUGGAUGUAAUAAUUUGGAUUAAGAUUGCUGUAUUGUUCUGAUAUUGGAGUGAGGUCUCUCUAUAGUUAUAUAUUUUUGUUUUUUUGUUUGUUUUAAUACAAAACAAUAAAUUCCAGUCUGUUAACUGGUGACCAGAACAAAAUUUUAAAAGCAAACCUGGAAAUGUAUGGGUAAAGUCUCACCUGCUGCUGGGGUUCAGUUACAGAUUUCCGAAUAAAACAUCUCCAAUCCA